CUCUUCCAGGUACCAUAAUCCAGGGAGAAGUGAGUGACCUGAGGGCAAACUCUGCAGCAGGCAACUGCUUGUGUUAAUAAUACUUGCCAUCAGAACUAUCUGCAAGAAAGGCACACACCUUUGAUGCAAGAAGUUUUCUGAAAGACAGCUUUAAUCAGUUGUGGAUCUAAUGUUCAGCAUCUGAGGGUUUCCUCUCCAGAGCAACACCCACAAGGUUGCCUGAUUAGUCACCAGGCAAGAACCUCGGGACGAUUAUGGAUGGUUAUGAUGUAAGAUCUGCAGCUAGCAUUCUAGCUUCGGUUAAAGAACAGGAGGCCCAGUUUGAGAAGUUGACCAGAGCACUUGAGGAAGAGCGUCGUAAUGUUUCCAUGCAACUUGAGCGUGCCACUAUUCCCUCAGAAAGAUCGAGUAUAUCCAACAUUGACAACAGUGAGUCAUUUGCAUGGCAGCAGCUAGUGUUACAGGAGCAAAGCCCCUGUAAUCAGACUUCAAAAACAACAAUGCAGGAGCCGCAGGAGUUAGUAGAAGAAACUGUUACAGUUGAAGAGGACCCAGGCACUCCCACCUCCCACGUAUCUGUGGUAACAUCGGAUGAUGGAACGAUAAGGCGGACUGAGACCAAGGUUACUAAAGUGGUUAAAACAGUGACAACCCGAACGGUUCGGCAGGUGCCACUUGGGCCAGAUGGAUUGCCUGCAGAGGGGUCAUCUCCUGCUGGCAGCUGUACAGAUUCCAUUGACAGAAGAUACAUAAAAAAUGGAGAUCGUUACAUCACACCACAGGCGAAUUCUACUUUAACCAGAGCCUACAACAACUAUGCAGAGACAUAUGAGAAUCGCCACGAUAUGUAUCGUUCGUACACUGGUCAGGAUGGAUUUGCAGAUGUUUCUGAUAACUAUGAAAGCUUGUCGCGAGGAGUUCAUUACCGCCCCCGCUAUGCUUACUUACCACGAGACAACUACAGACCAGAUGAAAGUUACACGUUGUUGAAUAGAAAUAAGUAUGCUGUUGCCCAGCCACAAGUGCAGCCAGAAGGCAGUGUUGAUCUGAGCCGAUCUCAACCAGAGCGCUUCCAGCCAGAACCUUAUGGACUUGAAGAUGACCAUAGAAGUCUGGGACCCGAUGAUGAUGGCUAUGAACUGGAUGGAGAGCCGGAACCAGAACCUGAUUAUUCCACAGUGGGUCGAAGGGCACCCACAAGGGCUAAUGGAAGGAGACCGAGGAGAGGUUAUGAAGAUCCUAUUGAAGCAGAGAUCAUUGAAGAUCGGAUUCCAUAUCUGACAGGCGUGUACAAUGCACCACUAGCGCAACCAGAAAGGGGGAGCAUGGCCAGCCUAGACCGGCUUGGAAGACGCUCACCGUCUAUAGACAGCAUCCGCAAAGAUCCCAGGUGGCGGGACCCUGAUCUUCCAGAGGUUAUCGCAAUGCUCAGUCAUCACCUUGACCCAGUUAAAUCAAAUGCUGCUGCCUAUCUGCAGCAUCUGUGCUAUGAGAAUGACAAAAUAAAAAAGGAAGUGAGGCAGCUAAAGGGUAUACCUAUUUUGGCUGGACUUCUGGAUCAUCCGAAACCAGAUGUUCACCGUAGGGCUUGUGGCGCCCUGAGAAAUAUUUCGUAUGGUAAAGAUCAUGACAGCAAAGUAGCGAUCAAGAAUUGUGAUGGAAUUCCUGCCCUGGUUCGAUUACUAAGGAAGACCAAUGACAUGGAAGUUAGAGAACUAAUAACAGGUACGUUGUGGAACUUGUCUUCCUAUGAACCACUGAAAAUUGUAAUUAUUAACCACGGCCUUCAGACGCUAACAAAUGAAGUCAUCAUUCCUCAUUCGGGCUGGGAGAAUGAACCCAAUGAAGAUUCCAAACCACGUGAUGCUGAAUGGACAACAGUCUUCAAAAACACAUCGGGAUGUCUAAGAAAUGUGAGUUCAGAUGGAAGUGAUGCCCGUAGAAGGCUUCGGGAAUGCGAUGGUUUGGUAGACGCACUCCUGCAUGCACUGCAGUCAGCAGUGGGCAAGAAAGACAUGGACCGAAAGUCAGUUGAGAACUGUGUGUGUAUUAUGAGGAACCUCUCCUAUCAAGUACACAGAGAAGUGCCAGGAGCUGAUAAAUUCAGAGAGCCAGCAGCUGACCAGCAAACUGGAACAGGAAAUUCUCAGAAGAAGAAGAAAGAUGAUUCUGGUUGUUUUGGUGGGAAGAAGGCAAAAGGUAAAAGGAAUGUAGAUGUUGACAAAAACUUCGAUACCCUGGACUUGCCAAAGCGUAUUGAACCGGUGAAAGGUUAUGAGCUGCUGUACCAACCCGACGUGGUUCGACUCUACUUGUCCUUGCUCACAGAAAGUCGAAAUUACAACACAUUGGAAGCUGCAGCAGGUGCUCUGCAGAACCUAAGCGCUGGGCAAUGGACGUGGUCCAAUUACAUUCGUUCAACUGUGCGGAAAGAGAAAGGUCUCCCAAUUUUGGUAGAGCUGCUGAGAUCAGAUUCUGAUAAGGUUGUACGAGCUGUGGCAAUCGCAUUGCGAAAUCUUUCUGUAGAUGGACGCAAUAAGGAUCUUAUAGGUAAUUAUGCUAUGCAUGACCUGGUAAGCAAUCUGACAGGUGGUCAACAAAGACCUGCAAAGAACCUUGAAGAAGACACAAUAGUCGCAAUACUCAACACUAUCCAUGAAAUUGUUACUGACAGUUCAUCGAAUGCUAGAUCCCUGGUUCAAGCACAGGGCAUUGAGAAGCUUGUGGCAAUCAACAAAUCCAGCCAGUCUGUAAGGGAGAUGAAGGCUGCAGCUCAUGUCUUGCAGACUGUAUGGAGUUACAAGGAGUUGAGAAAUGCUCUGCAUAAAGAUGGCUGGAACAAGUCCCACUUCCAGCCGAAUGUGACUACACUUCCCAAAGGAUCUAAAAGUAGUAGCAAAGCAAGUGGCUAUGAUGACAGCACUCUGCCGUUAAUUGAAAGGAACCAGAAAGAUGGUAACAAAUGGUCUGGUGAAAUGAUACCCAUGGAGCAGUUUGGCCCAGAUACUUAUUCUACCUUGGAUCAGAGAGAGAAAGAGCGCAAGUGUAAGACUACGGACGUUUCUGGGGAUGCUUUUGAGCGGCAACCUUUGCGGGCAUGAAAUGCAGCAGUAUUGAACAUUAUACAGAGGAUUUCAUUGUUCACCACUGCCAUUAGAUUUGGAGGACUUCAUUUCGCAGAAGCUAUCAACUAAAUUUAAAGAGAAGGAAAAAGAAGCCCCAUCGGUCAAACCAUAAUAUAACCACAUCUUUUCGGGGAGAUGGGUGGGGAAGUGGGGGGGGGAGAAAGUUGCAAUAUAAUCCCUCCAAAUGUAGCCCUUAGCCAAAAAAAUUGCUUUUGUCUGGUUGGCUAGAUUUCUUUUGAAAUCUUGCAGUAGGUGGUAUGAAGGGUGAUAAGAGAAUGUUACGUGGUGAAGAGAAAGGAAGCCAAGAGGGUCUUUUUUUUUAAACAAAAAGAAUCGUUACUUUAAAAAACUGGUUUCAAAAUAGUGUUUUUUUUUUCCCCCCAAUUUAAACCAUUUACCAUAACUUUGUUUGCACUUUCUUUUUGAACUGUGAAAACCAAGUUUAAAUCUGUUUCAUUUUACAAUGGAUUUUGUGUUCUGAGUGAAGAUAUGACAUGAAUACACAGCUGCUGAGAUGAAGGAAGUAACUAGAGAAGGCUAGAAAGGGGUUUGAUAGGUGACACAAGAAGGCUUUGAAGUUAAUCAGUGGAGUAAGCUCAAAUUAUUAGACUGCUGGUAGACUGCUGGUUUUAUUGAAUUGUUGUAAGUGUAUAGUUAUAACUGAGGUGUUACAUGUUCCAUUAAGAAAAUACAAAAUAUUUCGAUAGACUGGGGCAAAGUGGUGCAAGUCAUUUUAAUGUGGAAGCAAAUUUUAAUGCAUAGGUGACAUUUCACUUUUUUUGGCAUUUUGUAUAUUUACCCGGUUCCAUUUUGGAAUUUACUGGUUGUGGAAUAAUGACAUAACGUUAACAUUAUUGGAAUGCUUUGCAGUUUAUGGCCCAAUUCAGUUUUUGUACAUUGAAAACCAGCAUGACAUAAGUGACAUUGGUGCUGUACCGGUCUAUAUAAUGACGAAACAAAAAGAGGUGUAGCCCUCCCCCUGCCCCAUCCCACCAACCCAAAACAAAUCAAAGAAUUAAAGGCGCUGUCCCAGCACGGCAAGUUUGUCUAUGUAUUUUGAACCAUUGUAUGUCUUUUUAUUAAAAAAAAACAAAGUUUUGUUGUGUUAAGUUCUAAUUGAUUUUUACUUCUUGCAGCUGAGUUACAAACUGAAUUUUCAAUCUGGAUGCCUGGAAAGCACAUCAUUAAAAACAGUGACUUUUUCUUCAAGUGCUCCCAAAUUACUGGAAAAGUUGAAUUUAUUUUGCAUUCAUAAUAACUGGCAUGUACAGUAUGUAUUCUUUAUGUCUAACAAUAUUGGUUAGCUUGACUUUUGCAAUGCCUUUUUAAAAGCAGAACUGUAUCUUAACAUUUUUUUCUUUGAACUGGGAGGGGUGGGUGAUUCUGAAGCAGUGAUUUUCUUCAAAUACUUCCGUACCUGAAGGAUGAACUGGAAUACGUCAGUUGCCAAAACAGUGUCAUUGGAUGGUACGGACACAACAUUUGCUGUUAAUUCUUGUUUGUUACCAAAGGGUUGGAAAAUAGAGAAGGUCCCUAACUACGUUACGAGAGCUGUUUAUGACCUUUAAUUAUUUUUCUUUUGUGUAGAAUGUGCUACAGGUGACUGCUUUGAAGAAACAACAAGCAAGGUCUACUCAUUCUGGUUGUAGAUAUUACUGUUCAGUUAUCUGGGACUUCUGGUUAUUAGUGGCAAAUGUGUUUGUACUAUCAUGUGCCUUAAACUUUUCAUGGUAGAAAAAGAUGAUGUGUUUUUAUAUAUAUAAUAUAUAUAUUACUCUUAGCAUAACUGUAGUUUAUACUGGUGGGUUUUGCAUCGCAUUGCAUUACACUGUAUUAUAAAUUACACUAAACAAUGACUUACCGCUUUCUUAGAACUAUGCUACAGUGACCGAAUGUAUUAUGUUUAAUUCCACUAAUAUCCUGCAGCAGGUAGAAAGCUUGUUAAACCAGGUUUGUAGAAUUAUAAACUUGGUGUGUUUUCAAUAAACAAUGCCUGGAAAUGA
Carcharodon carcharias (great white shark) is the source of this 5128-nucleotide messenger RNA. It is a transcript of the gene arvcfb, whose product is annotated as ARVCF delta catenin family member b. Lineage: Eukaryota; Metazoa; Chordata; Chondrichthyes; Lamniformes; Lamnidae. The transcript is spliced from 19 exons. The coding region runs from base 255 to 3101 and encodes 948 amino acids. Gene Ontology annotation, cellular component: adherens junction; nucleus; plasma membrane. The record is from RefSeq and is a predicted model, not a curated record. Gene Ontology annotation, molecular function: cadherin binding. Gene Ontology annotation, biological process: cell-cell junction assembly; cell-cell adhesion.